Molecule: messenger RNA, 1270 nt
Organism: Medicago truncatula (barrel medic)
Lineage: Eukaryota; Viridiplantae; Streptophyta; Magnoliopsida; Fabales; Fabaceae
Exons: 1
Coding region: 327-1031 (234 amino acids)
Source: RefSeq, a predicted model, not a curated record
UGCUUUCACCAUCCUAAACCUCUCAUAAUAGCAAAAUAAAACAACCCCUCAACAACCUUAACCACCCCCACAAUUACUCUCUCCACUUCAAGUUUUCAACCCAUCUCCCAUACAACAUUUCAUCUUUUCCCUCUCUCUCAUACACAACACAUUUACUUUCAACCAAAAAUGCAAAAUUACCCAUUUCUGCAUCUCACUCCUCACUCACCAAAAUCCAAACUUUAAAUAAUCAAACUCCACUCUUGAGUCUUGACCUAAUACAACCAAACAAAACAAAACCCAAAAAUCAAAAUACAAACUUUGUUCCAACCCAUUUCCCACCUUCAAUGUGGCCACCAUGGAAAAAAUCAACUUCAUCUCCUUUCUCUUGUUCCUCUUUCAAAGACAUUCAAACCCUCUUCUCAGAAGAACCCACCACAAUCAACAAACCCAAAAAAACCUCUAUCUUCCACCGAGUCACACUCGCUAACUCACUUCUCCGAGCCUGGUCAAAUCAACCCAAACUCACUUACACCUCUUCUCCACUCUCCCCCAACGAUCCACGCGCUUCACGCGCCGCCCAACCUUCAUUAAUCCCCUCUUCUCAGCAGCGCGUGGUAAUCUACUUCACAUCCCUGCGCGUGGUUAGAACAACCUACGAAGAUUGCAAAACGGUGCGUUCCAUCUUACGCGGUUUCAAAAUCCAUUUAGACGAACGUGACGUGUCAAUGGACUCAGGUUUUCUCUCGGAGCUUCGUUUAGUAACGGGUCAUAAAACCGGGUUGAAACUGCCACGUGUUUUCAUCAACGGAAGAUACAUAGGUGGGGCACAAGAAGUAACGUGGCUGCACGAGAAUGGUGAGCUGAAGAAGCUUCUUGAAGGAUUGCCCGUAGCGGAUUCGCUAGUGUGCCACGUGUGCGGUGAUCAUAGGUUUGUGCUUUGUGGGGAGUGUUCCGGUGCGCGUAAGGUGUAUGCGGAGAAAGGUGGGUUUAAGACUUGUAUGGAUUGUAAUGAGAGUGGUUUAAUCAGGUGCAUUUCUUGUUCUUGUUGACCAUGUGAACCUACACGUUCAUUUUUGUUUUUUUGUUAUGGUGUGAAUGUGUAGGGGGGAUUAGUAAUAAUUGAAAUAAAAAAGGACAAAAAUUGUAGGGAAGUGAAAAUUAUUAUGUCACGAGAGAAAUGAAAAUAUCUUAAUUUUGUUGGGUUGUAUUAUGCUUUGUAAUUUUGUGGCAAUGUAGGAAAGGAUCAUGUUAACUAGUUUAGUCUUUUUACUUAAUCAUUUUCAUUUUC